Molecule: messenger RNA, 746 nt
Organism: Pelodiscus sinensis (Chinese soft-shelled turtle)
Lineage: Eukaryota; Metazoa; Chordata; Testudines; Trionychidae
Source: RefSeq, a predicted model, not a curated record
GCCAUCCCUAUGUGAAGUCUCUCUGUGACAUGGCAGAGAAGGGAGUGACCUCCCUAACCAGUGUUGCAGCCAGCAGUGAACAGCCAGCUCCACCUGCACUUGAACCUCAGGAAGCAACAGGAACGGAGUCGGCUUCUGAAGUACCAGACAAAGUGGAGGAGAAUCUACCAACCCUUCAAGAGACGGCUGAGAAGGCCAUGUCUGACACACUGACAGAUGUCAAAGAGAGCAUGACCAGAGUGGUGGACAUGACCAAGGAGGCCAUGCAGGAUUGUAUGAAGACCACCAGAUCUGUGGUGGCAGAGGGCAUGAGCACCGUUGGGGAGUCGAGAAUGGGCCAACUGGCCAUAAGUGGGAUGGAAGCCAUGCUAGAGAAAUCUGAAGCGCUCUUGGAUCACUAUCUUCCCAUGACUGAGGAUGAACUAGCGGAACUUGCGGAAUCCGUGGAAGGGGCUGAAGUGUCUGCGGCACAACCACAAGAGCAUCGCAGCUACUUUGUGCGUCUGGGUUCCCUGUCCACCAAACUCCGCCAGCGCGCCUACCGCUAUUCCCUGGACAAGAUGAGACGCACCAGCCACAGCAUCAGUGAGGCGCUUUCCCAGCUUCAACAAACCAUGGGACUGAUUGAACACCUCAAGGAAGGUGUGACACUACAAGAUGUCCAGGAGAAGUUCCAGCACGUGUGGCUGAACUGGAGCAGAAAGCAGGCAAAAUGCAGUGAGAUCACAGACUUGCCGAACACAGAG